AGGGAUCGCUGUCGCUCGCCGGUCGCAGCCAGCCGCACGGAUCCGCCUAUGUACAUAUUGCAUAUAUACCACUUGGAAUACGACUCCCUUGAACGAGAACAUUGGACAUGGCUGGGCCUGCAAGAGAAAGGGCGCUGGGCAAGCGGACACGCCGCAGUACAGCUGCUGAGCAGCAAGAACACGCAGAGCCGCCGCGAGCAUCCAAGAGAUUGAGGGAGAAGAGGGAGGCCAGCGCAGGUCGCAAUGGACAGACACACCCAGGACAGCCUACUACAACCAUUCGCAAUGGUCUCGCGACACCAGAACCAAGCUCAUUGACCGAGUCGCAAACGUCACUGCCAGUCGACGACGCUCCUCUUGAGCGCAAAGAUAUCUUCCCAUUCAUGCAACUACCCGCCGAGCUACGUGUCCACAUAUACUACAUGGCACUUCACCGCGACACCCCACUCUACCUCCACGCCGCGCGCGCCCUCGAGAAAGGCCUCGAAGACGGCUCCACCGCCCUCGACGCCGACUCAUCUCCCCUCGCCUCUCCAACCGACAUUUCUGCACGCACCUGCCGCCCUCGCGUCCCCAGUCCGCCGCCGGAUAUCACUCCUCCACUCGACCCUGUCGUCCCUACAGUCCUGCGGCUCAAUCAGCAGAUAUACAAAGAAGCGCGCUCCGUCCUCUACAGCGCAAAUACAUUCACCCUCUCCCUGCUCAGUGGAAUCCACACCCUCUCCACCCUGCACCAACGCUCGCGCUCCCUAAUAAAACACGUGAUCAUCACCAUCCCGUCGCACCACGACAUCCUGGACGGCUUCGCCGACCUCGUGCGGCUGGGGCUACGCUACUGUUGGGGGUUGAAGACCUUCAAGAUCAUCCUGCAAGCGAGCCUGCCCGACGAUGGAAGGAUGACGCACGCGACGAGCGUGUAUGCGAAUGCGUUUCAUAUUUUGAGGUGGCUGCCGAGGGGGUGUAAGGUUGUGCUUGAGGGGAAUGUGAGUGAGGUUGUGAGAGAGGUUGUUAGGGAGGAGGGGAGGCUGCAGAGUGUCCUUGACGAGGCGGGGUAUGCGAAGAGGCAGCAUCAGAUGCCUGAACGGCAUUGAUAGGGGGUUUUUAGUAAGAGUGUUGGAUAUGUGUAUACUUGCGAAAGAGUCAUAGUUGGAACCCAUGCCUCGUUUUGCUCGUUGCAUACUGCACCGUACUGUCCUCUGUGCAUGAGCAUGUCCGAACCCCUGUUACGUAGACCCCAGACCCGCUUGCAGAUCCUACCUCGCGCCUUUGCGGACACCUUACGUGUAGAUCCAUGCUCAAGUCCGUAUCCACUGCGUCUUUUGAGUCCAGUCUCCACGAGCUUCAGGAGCGAAGUCGAUGUGUUCUCGGUGACGGGUCAACGUCGUCCAACGAUCCUG
This is a messenger RNA of Macroventuria anomochaeta, 1397 nucleotides long. RefSeq lists its product as uncharacterized. The transcript has a single exon. The record is from RefSeq and is a predicted model, not a curated record. NCBI's taxonomy places the organism in Eukaryota, Fungi, Ascomycota, Dothideomycetes, Pleosporales, Didymellaceae. Bases 108 to 1091 code for a protein of 327 amino acids.